CAGUUACAUUACUAUACAAUCUGGGAAUAAGAAUUAAAGUAUCAAACAAUCUGGAUAAUCAAUCUGGGAGUAUUUAUUAAAGUAGUAAACGCUCUGGAAAAAUUACAGUAAUGAAUAAUCUGGGGAUAAUAAUUACAGUAAUAAAUAAUUUAAUUCAAAUCUCUCUCCUUUGCCCCCAAAUUACAGGUAGGUUCACAUUUUCAAUUUGAUAAAACAUUUUUAUUGUAUUUUAGAACGAUAUGUAAAGUUGUGUAUAUCAACACUUUGAAGGAACUAAACCUAAUACCCUCAAAUUCAUGAUGUGCAAAAUGUUGAUGAGGUUUACUAAAUGGAACAGAUUUCCACAGUCCCUGGUUGAUGACAAUAAACAGCUCCUGUGCUUGACUUCGGUGCAUCAGCCGGCACUAUACAAAAGCCACACAAUUCUCUCUUGCAACGACAGAGUGAUAAAAAAGCCCCCUUUCUCGGGAUUGUUACUGCUUUGGGUCUGGUAUUUCUGUUAUCUUCUGAUUUCCAGGAGUACAACUUUUUAUUCAGCAAUGUGUGAUUUUUAUUGUUUUCAUUUUGUUUUAAAUACAAGGAUCAGAAUUCCUAAAUGUUUUUUUGUUUUUAUUGAAUACACAUGGCAGCAUGCAUUGGAACUCUGAACCCUUAAUUAAUUUCUCUAUUUGGGCUUUCAAGAGAUUCCAAGUCGCCUCUAACGUGAUAUCUGCUUUGUGUGAACUCACCAGCCGUGUGCCUGGGUCAGAACACAUUCGUGAUGAACUGUGAUGUAUCCCAUACACACAGCUAUAGCACACACCACUGUUCUCUUAUUUUUCGGAACGAUUCGACUAAACUCAUAUGGACGUGAGUUAUAUGGUCUUGACAAAAUUCUCCAGGUACUCACAUACUUCAUGGGGGAUUUCUGAAGAUCUUGCCCCAGUCAUAAAUACACAGUCGGUCAACCCCAGGAUUAAAAUUGCAAGAUCAACACUAUCAGAAUCCUACUGCGUUUUAUCGUUUUAUGUCCCCCUCCCCUCCACAUAACAUUUAAGCCUGGAAUCUGAUGGAGGUGUAAUUUAAAGACGUAUUCCUCCGAAAGGAGGGGAGGUCUGAGACAGUUCAUCCUGCUAGCUCCGGUGCCGGUGAGAGAGAAAUAAAAACGGGGCAGUUGUAUGGAGAUAAGCCCGGUGGUUGGCCGGAGAUUUCUCAGAUCACUGAACACAGGCAGCGAUACAAACCGGCCCUUUCCCCAAACAAACAUUCGGAUGAAGUUCCACAAGAUUUAUUCAAGUUUACAGAUGUUCCCAGUUCCUUAAGGUACAGUUUCAAAGCUCGUCAAUCCUUUCCAAUGCUGACGGAAUCCACAUUAUACCCUCUUUCGGAAAUGAGCACAUCAAAGAGAGGGAUUUCGAGGCUGAAUAACAGCGACACGCGUCCUCAUGACCGCACAGUCUGUGAGAGCACAGCAAUAUAAUUCUUCAGCAAAAUCACGUCAGACGUUUUAGCUUUGAAACCCUCACCCUCACAACCGAAAAUACACGCUCAGUGCUGGUGACAUCUAGGCGUUGGAUUGGCCUUUCUUCAGGGAAAGCUGACCUAGAUUCCUCACCUACCAUUGGAAAAUUAAAGCCUACACUUUGAACCAGUGUUUGUUCUGCAAACAGACCUGGCCGUAAACAAUCCGCUAUUACAUCUACAUCGAAGGCUAUCUAAGCCCGCAGUUCUGUUAUGUUAGCCGGGUAAUUUCACGGUACCACGAUGAGAGCUCAAUCGAUGUGUCCAUCAGGGGGACUGCCUUCUCUCGAUCAGAACAAAACAUCGACAAUCUUUUACUGGAAGCGCUUUGGGUGUUCAAACACAAUACCGUCACAUCGAUCCACAACGUGUACACUGAUUUAUCUCACUCCCCAAUGCCUGUUUAACCUGUUGUGUGGUUAAAAUAAAACCCGCCAGGUUUAGGAAACAGACCCAUGUCCCACACGUGAAAGAAAGAAAUUGCAAUACUGUCCAUUCACGCUUAUUUCAACGCCAGUAAAAUAUAUUGUGUGCAAUUACUCCAAACUCUACAACCAUUGAUCGCUUGCUGCUGGGAAAUGCCUUUAGAAAUCGAAUGGAUUUACCAUGGCAGAAGCGUUAUUUUCUUGCUCCGGAUGGAUCAAAUAGUUUAUUAUCACCAAAGAUAACUCAAUUAUAUCAACAAUUAAAGCGAACACGAGAAGUGAUUUCCGUUUCGCGGGAUAAUGGAAGCGCGUUUAGCUAUCACAAAAAAACCCCGAAACCUUCACAAACACUGCCUUGAUUCACAAUUUGCGACGGAAUCAUCUGUUCUGACCUGACAUCAGGUUAGCACACGGAAGGGUUUUGUCAAUAAAAUACAUUUCCCGAGGAAACAUGUGACUGAAAGGCACUGAAUCUAAAACACAAUAAAACAGGCAACAGAAUAACAACACUGUCUAUUUUAUUAUUGUUUCGCGCCGGGGAGAGGGAAUAACGGGUUUACGUCCGAAAAGCGGACUUCUGGAAGCAGAAGUCGCUACGUAAGGGGUCCUCUGUACCUGAGAAAAAUGAUUUAAUCCCGUCCAAGUUAGCGUGAGGCUGCCGCAGAUUAUGUCAUACUAAAAAGUUGCACGUGUGAGCAAGUGUGUGUGCAAGUCUUUUGAGGGAGGGCAAGACAAGGAGGUUUUCUUUUCCCUUGCAGUUUUCUUUCUAUACCCAUCUCACAAAUAAUAUCCCUGGUUCCCUCUUUGUUGCAAUCGACCAUGCCGCCGUCCCUUCUCUCCACCUCCUGAGCCAUCCUGAGCGAUCCGGUGGCACUGAUUGGACUAUCAGUCCCUUCCACAAACAGCUUCUCCGUCAAUAAAAGCCAGGCAGGGCAAUGUGGAGAGUCAGUACCACCGUCUCCUGAUGUCCAUCCCUGACACCUAGAGGGGGGGAGGGGAGGGGAAGAGAGGGGAAGGAAAUAUAGGCCUGACUCGGCUCCUGAAAGCUUUGCACAGUCCAGACGGGUCGCCUUCUGUAAUCUGUCUAACGCCGGCUCGAAGAUGCCCAGAGGAUUCCUAGUGAAAAGGAACAACAAAUGGUCCCGGGUUUCAUACAGGAUUCGGGCUGAGGACGAUCAACUACUUCAAGGCCACCCUCUGACAGUGGGCAUGGGGCCAGCCGUGUGCCCGGACAGUCUUUUUGCCCAGUCAGGUUCCCAGAGCAGCGGCCCAGAGGGGUUUCACCACGGGAUGACAGAGGAUCAAGGCUUGGUGCCAGCCCAGGUCCAGAGAGAGCAGGCUGACACUGCUCUAGGCCGGGGCCUUACUGGGUGUCCUGCUGCCUCUUCCAGCCUGGUCACAGCCACCCACCUCAAACCAGAACCCUCUGCCUUGGACAGUAGCUGCCUCACCUCCUCCUCCUGCUCCUCAUCCUCCGCAGCUGCUGCCGCCAGGCCGGGGGAGUGGUCCCUGCGGGCACCGGCAGAGGGUACCCGGCCUGGCAGCAAUGACCCACACCCCCCAGCUUUACCGGGCACCAAGAUAGCUGGCCCAGAGCCCGGGCGCUGCAAGUACAAGGUGCGCCCGAAGAAGCCCAAAGUCAGCAGGAAACCCCAGUUGCAGGACGAGGUCAGCACUUCCCCUGUGCUCGGUCUGAGAAUUAAAGCGGACGCCAGCGACUGCAAAGCGGAGGCACCGUUAGCAAAGCCGCGGCUCCUGGCCGCCUACACCUGCCAGCUGUGCAGGGAGACCUACUCGGAUCCCUUCUCGCUGGCCCAGCACAGAUGCUCCAGGAUAGUCCGGGUGGAAUACCGCUGCCCCGACUGCCAGAAAGUCUUCAGCUGCCCGGCUAACCUGGCAUCUCACCGCAGGUGGCACAGACCCCGCUCGGGAGGCGAUGCGGCAGACCCUGCCAAGGAGGGGGCCAACUGGCCCGGAGCCCAGCCGCGGGUAGACCCAGAGAGCAAGGAGAACUCCUCGGGGGUGAGCGCCGGGGAGAGCCGCGGAGGCUUGCGGACCAUGGACAGCUCCGCGCUGAGCUCCGAGCCGAGCGAGGCCCCAACCCCCGUCACCCCGAGCCGCCCCCAGCGCUUCGAGUGCCGCUUGUGCAGCAGGAGAUUCCGGCGCCAGGCCUCCCUGGAGAAGCACCAGACCGGGCACCAGGCGGCCGGCUCCCCGGGCCACAGGCGCCUGCAGUGGCGCCGCCUCAGCUUCCCUUGCCCGCUGUGCAAUGUGAACCUGCCGUCCGCCGACAGCCACAACAAGCACCUGCUCUGGCAUGCGGUGACCCGCGGGGAGCCAACCGAGCUGCCGGAGACUGCCGCCGGCACCGGGGGGCAGCUCCUCACCUGCAGACACUGCCCUUCGAGCUUCCUGAGCUCGGCCAGCUUGAGCAGGCACCUCACCAAGUCCCACCCGUCAGAGAACCGGCAGCUCCUCCUCCUCCUGCAGCUCGCCACCGGGCCAGGCUGCUAAUGGCCUCCAGCCAGUGAGACCUCAGAAUCCAGAAGCAAUGUCUUUAUAUAGAACACAGUAAGAGCGUGUACCACAGGGAGUGCUGAGGCCAGUAGUACAGACAUGCUUAAGGAGGGGCUAGGAGGUUGGAUUCAUAAACAUAGCUGAGGAAAGGUGAAUAGGACAAGCAGGUUGGGUUGAGUGGACUGUUUUUAUGUAGUGCGUUGUGUACUUCAUUCUUUUCAAAACAUACCGCAAAAGACUCAAAAUCAUUUCUUACUCACUAAAGAAAAUAUGAUCUUAAACGAGAACCUGCUCCGACUGCUGCCAAACUAUUUAUUCUGAGCAUCCGAAUGAGUGACUUGUUUAGCAAAUGUGCUGAAUAUAGACCACUUGUAAGGUGUGUUCACUAUUCAGUGGUGGGUACUAGAGAGAAAAUGUGGGUAUAGUACAAUGGCAAUGGCACAUGUUCUAUCCAUGUACUGGCUCUGGUAGUUCAUGGAGACUUGCUUCUUUGUCUUGUCCAAUACUUGAUGUAUAGUGAUGCCUCAAGCUACAGUCAGAGACAUUAGGGGCUUUUAAGCGACUGCUGGACAAGCACAUGGACAGCAGUAAAUUGA
Messenger RNA from Chiloscyllium plagiosum (whitespotted bambooshark), 5038 nucleotides. RefSeq names its product insulinoma-associated 2 (gene insm2). Gene Ontology annotation, biological process: neuron differentiation; regulation of cell cycle process; negative regulation of transcription by RNA polymerase II. Gene Ontology annotation, cellular component: nucleus; transcription repressor complex. NCBI's taxonomy places the organism in Eukaryota, Metazoa, Chordata, Chondrichthyes, Orectolobiformes, Hemiscylliidae. Gene Ontology annotation, molecular function: RNA polymerase II cis-regulatory region sequence-specific DNA binding; DNA-binding transcription repressor activity, RNA polymerase II-specific. The record is from RefSeq and is a predicted model, not a curated record.